Molecule: messenger RNA, 5503 nt
Organism: Mya arenaria
Lineage: Eukaryota; Metazoa; Mollusca; Bivalvia; Myida; Myidae
Exons: 9
Coding region: 99-2429 (776 amino acids)
Molecular function (GO): DNA binding
Source: RefSeq, a predicted model, not a curated record
CGUUAACUGGUCGCCAUAUUUCGGAUUACGAAGAAAAUUUGGACAACCAAAACAAACUCUAAGUUCGGAUACAAGGAUUGUGCCAAAAUCUAAACAGGAUGGGAAGACCAAGACGAAAGCUUAAGCUGACCAAAAAGGCUCAGGAGAGUGGUGAAGAGGGUCUCCUAAAGAUAAAAAUGCAGCCACAUAGAAAACGUGGCAUAAGAAUGAAGCUGAAGAAGGUUCCUAAGCAAGAACCAGACGAUGAAGACAUUGAUGAGGGGACUUCUUCUCCAGCUGAGGAUGAUCAAGAUGAGGAAGUUGUACCAAGAUCGUCGUACCGAAGCCCCAUGACUCCAGGGAAGCCACGUAAAGCGUACGUCACAUACAGUCAUGAAGACUUGCUCAAUGCAGUGAGAUGCAUCAAAGAAGAGGGCAUGUCUGUCUACAAAGCUGCAGAGCUGUAUGGAGUUCCAAAAUCCACAUUGCAUGACAAGGCAUGUGGGAAGUCCAACAUGCUGUUUCAGCGGAAGGGUCCAUCACCACUGCUGUCAUAUGAUGACGAAAAGAAACUAGUAGACUACCUCCUCCAGAUGUCAAACCUUGGCUACAUGUUCAGCAUUCAGGAACUUAGAAAUCUCGCUUCAGAGUUGGCCGUAGAGAAGGGCAAACUCUGUGAAGGGAUGCUGCUAUCACCUCGCUGGCAUAAGAGCUUCAGGACGAGAUGGCCGAUUCUGAAUGAGAAGGUGUUCGGGGAUUUUAGGACCUGUGAAAGAAAACAUAGAGAUGAACCAAGACGGAAGACUCUGGAGACGUUUGAGUUUGAAGAAGAUGGAGAACAGAUUCAGAUAUCAACAAUGGCUGAUGAGAUGGACAUUUGCCUCUCCAACUACUUCACAGAGCUCAGAGUCAUUCUUGAGAAGUAUGACUUGAUGGAUAGACCUGGGAGGAUCUACUGCAUUGAUGAGGUUGCCAUUCAGUAUGAGUCCGGUCACCCAAAAGCCAGACAGAUCAAAUCCUUGAAGACAUCAUUUCCCUCAAGAUCUGAAACCACGGUUGUUAGUCUGAUAGGCUGUGGUAAUGCCCUUGGCAAUUCACUGCCACCUUUUCUAAUCUACCCAGGGUUUAAGUUGGACAGUGAUUUAAUGAAGGGUAAAUACCCAGGGGUACAAGGUGUCUGUACAGAAAAUGGCCUAACUGACUACUCAACAAUGAAACACUAUCUGGAAAAACACUUCAUAGAGCAUGCCAUGCUAGGCAUGAGGAGCAGAACGCCCCCAGUACUUGUUCUGUAUGAUGGCUCCAAGUCAAAGGUAAGUCCAGACACGAUCUCAUGGGCUAAAAGUCACAACAUCAUCCUGUUUGUGCUGCCUCCAAACUCAGUCAACUUGAAACACCCACUUGAGAAAGGCUGCUUCAGACAGUUCAAAGAUCACUUCAUCCGAGAGACAAGAAUCUUCCGAGAGAUGUACAACGUUGACUUCAUCUCAAGGAAGGCAAUAUGCAAGAUUGUUUCAGAGGCUUAUCCAGUGGCAAUGUCCUGUAAGAACUUGGUGGAAAUGUUUGGUGACAUUGGGAUUUUCCCGUACAAGCCCUCCAUUGUUCUGUGUGAUGAGUUGAGAACGGAGAGAUUCGACAGAAAGACACGAUACCACUCCAUCAAGAAACGACCUCCUGGCAUGAAGGAUAAAGGUGUUCAGAUUUGGAUCAAGGAUGAUAGCCAGCUGAAGCUGAUUAAGUCCGGCCGACGGCGGAUCAUUGUGCAGGAAGACCCUAAUGUGGAUGAUGUGGAUUCAACGGCCACCUUCCUACGCGACAAGAAGAUACAGAAGAUGUUGGAGGGAAAUGCCGGGCUGCGUGCCAAACAUGGGGGGGAGUCUGACUACUCUGACACCGAUGACUUCGAUGAUGAAGAAGAACAAAUGGUAGAGAUGGAGAUGGAGGAUCACAAUAUGAAUGGUGUUGGAGUAAGACGGACGUUUGCACAGCCUGCACAGAGCACUGAUGGUACAGAGUACGUCACCGAGUCCAUGGUUACAGAGGAAAAUACAUUUAAGAUGGACAACUCUCAUGCCUAUGCUUUACCAGGAAAUUCCGUGGCAGAGAGCAACAACAGUGGGACACAGACCCCGGGGCAAGGCGAAACAGAGCCUGACCCUAUGGAACAGACGCGCGUCGCCGUACAAGCACUACAGGAUAUCGCUAACGACUACCAGUACGUCACGGCCUCCAGUCUCCCGAUGAACACCACUGUUCAAAACGUAACGCUCAACUCUGGGCGCAUGAUCCAGGUGGUUGUUCAAGCGCCUGCGGAUCAGGUGAUCGAGUCGGAACAAAUCAUAGAAUCCGUCGAGCAGAUCGAGAUUGAUAAUAGUGUUGAUUCGAUCAUACCAAUGUCGGUGGCCACAGAAAUUGUGGAAAGUGGUGAGACUAUUGUUCAGAACAGCUGAUAAAGAUCAAAUAUAUGUACAUGUGUAAAGUGUGAAACAAUUUGAAUGUCCGUAGUUUGUGUAAAUAAUGUACCGUGUGUAUAUGAAGUGAGUAUGUUCUUCGUUUCAAUAAUGAGAUUUUUUCUAGUUGAAUAAAUGAAAAACAGUGCAUUGUAAUGAAUGGCAGCUCUUCCAAUAGUUCAAUUCAAUCAGUUCACUUAAAUUAUUAUUAAACAAAAUGGUAAACUUUUUAUUGAAGAUGAUAAUAUGAAUUUAACCGGUUUCAGUUCUGCGAACAGUUAUACAUGUAUAUGCCAGAACAAGUGUUUCCUGGUGGUAUGGUUUUCUCUCAAUAAAAUAUAUUAUGAAAACAUUUGAUGUUUUCCGCCCCUUAUUGUUAUUGAGAGGGGUUUUAAGUGGAAUCAAUUGACCAGGAAACUGUACAAUUAAACCUUUAUUGUUCUUCAUUGAGAAAAAAUUUCUUUACAGGAUAGUUUCUGUAUCUCUUCUGGGAUUAUUUGAAAGUUCAUGAUCUAAAUACUUUCCUGUGUUAGUUAAUAAUAAAUAAAUUUUAAUGUUUGUACAUAACAAUUUUCAUGUUGAUAAAUUACAUGUUAAGAACUCGUUUAAAAUUUUAAUCAUGUGCUUUUUCAGGUUCUCCUUAGGCUGCUAAUUAAUUAUGUAAUCUUAUAUACAACUUCUCACUUGUACAAUGUAAAUAAACCCAAAAGUUCCUGUUUUCAUGUAGUCAUUAGGUUGAUUGUUCAGAACUUUGUUAAAGUUAAUGACGUGAUUAACGCCAUCCCAGUGAUCAUUGGCUCGAUUGUUCAGAACUUUGUUAAAGUUAAGGACGUGAUCAAUGCCAUCCCAGUAAUCAUUGGCUCGAUUGUUCAGAACUUUGUUAAAGUUAACGACGUGAUUAACGCCAUCCCAGUAAUCAUUGGCUCGAUUGUUCAGAACUGUAAAAGUUAACGACGUGAUUAACGCCAUCCCAGUAAUCAUUGGCUCGAUUGUUCAGAACUGUAAAAGUUAACGACGUGAUUAACGCCAUCCCAGUAAUCAUUGGCUCGAUUGUUCAGAACUGUAAAAGUUAACGACGUGAUUAACGCCAUCCCAGUAAUCAUUGGCUCGAUUGUUCAGAACUUUGUAAAAGUUAACGACGUGAUUAACGCCAUCCCAGUAAUCAUUGGCUCGAUUGUUCAGAACUUUGUUAAAGUUAACGACGUGAUUAACGCCAUCCCAGUAAUCAUUGGCUCGAUUGUUCAGAACUUUAUUAAAGUUAAAGACGUGAUUAACGUCAUCCCAGUAAUCAUUGGCUAGAUUGUUCAGAACUUUGUUAAAGUUAACGACGUGAUUAACGCCAUCCCAGUAAUCAUUGGCUCGAUUGUUCAGAACUUUGUUAAAGUUAACGACGUGAUUAACGCCAUCCCAGUAAUCAUUGGCUAGAUUGUUGAGAACUUUGUUAAAGUUAACGACGUGAUUAACGCCAUCCCAGUAAUCAUUGGCUCGAUUGUUCAGAACUUUGUAAAAGUUAACGACGUGAUCAAUGCCAUCCCAGUAAUCAUUGGCUCGAUUGUUCAGAACUUUGUUAAAGUUAACGACGUGAUUAACGCCAUCCCAGUGAUCAUUGGCUCGAUUGUUCAGAACUUUGUUAAAGUUAACGACGUGAUUAACGCCAUCCCAGUAAUCAUUGGCUCGAUUGUUCAGAACUUUAUUAAAGUUAAAGACGUGAUUAACGCCAUCCCAGUGAUCAUUGGCUAGAUUGUUCAGAACUUUGUAAAAGUUAACGACGUGAUCAAUGCCAUCCCAGUAAUCAUUGGCUCGAUUGUUCAGAACUUUGUUAAAGUUAACGACGUGAUUAACGCCAUCCCAGUAAUCAUUGGCUCGAUUGUUCAGAACUUUGUAAAAGUUAACGACGUGAUCAAUGCCAUCCCAGUAAUCAUUGGCUCGAUUGUUCAGAACUUUGUUAAAGUUAACGACGUGAUUAACGCCAUCCCAGUGAUCAUUGGCUCGAUUGUUCAGAACUUUGUUAAAGUUAACGACGUGAUUAACGCCAUCCCAGUAAUCAUUGGCUCGAUUGUUCAGAACUUUGUUAAAGUUAACGACGUGAUUAACGCCAUCCCAGUGAUCAUUGGCUCGAUUGUUCAGAACUUUGUUAAAGUUAACGACGUGAUUAACGCCAUCCCAGUAAUCAUUGGCUCGAUUGUUCAGAACUUUGUUAAAGUUAACGACGUGAUUAACGACAUCAUUGUUAACAUUCAAAUCGUUACUGCCCUGGAAGUUUAAUGGAUACACCUGGGUUUGCAGUGUUCUUAACAAUGUUUGAGAUGACUGUUUUAGAUGAACUUGUUUUAUUUGAUUGUAUUCACACAUCAUGAAAAAGUUUUAGUUUAAACUUUAACAACGAUGUCGAUAUCACGUUGUUAACUUAAACUAAGUUCUAAACAAUCAGCCCAUUGUUAACUUUUAAUGUGAAUUAUUUGACAAUGUGCUCAAAUGCUUAAAUAUAAACAAGUGCGUGCUGUAACAGUUGUGUCAGAUCUAAUAUAGAGAACACAAGUGUAUCCAUUUAACUUCCAAAGCAGGAUUGUUAGCAACGAUAACGUUAAUAAUGUUGUUUACUUUAUAACAUAGUUCUGAACAUCAGCCCUCCUUCAGUCAAUGAUCAUCAUCAUGCAUCAUAGUUAGUGAUAUCUGGUAAUAUGUAACUAGCAAACAAUGUUACAUAGGGCUGAUAGCUCAGAAAUUUGUUAAAGUUGACAACAUGAAUAAUGAGAUCGUUGUUAACUUUUAAAUGUGAAAUAUUUGAGGAUGUUCUGAUAUUUAAACAAAGUACAGCUAUAACUGUUGUUCAAAUCUAUUUGCAAUACUGCAUACCACAAAUGUAUCCAUUCUCCUUCCAGAGCAGUCAAUAUUUAAAAGUUAACAACUAUGGCGUUAACAACGUUGUUAACUUAAACACAGUUCUGAACAAUCAGCCCAAUGAGUAAGGAAGAUUGCAACUAGUAAUUGUUCAAGUUAACAGUUGUGAAGGCUUACAACUUAUAUGUAUUGUACCUUGAUGUUUGUGUUCAUCAAAUAAACAAAGCAAAUUA